UCCUUAUCAAAUUCCCAAUCCACUUCCAAUUCCUGAUCCAUAUUGAAUUCUUGAUCCAUAUCUAAUUCCUCAUCCUUAUCAAAUUCCCAAUCCAUACCAAAUUCCUCAUCCUUAUCAAAUUCCUCAUCCUCAUCAAAUUCC
This is a messenger RNA of Zonotrichia albicollis (white-throated sparrow), 141 nucleotides long. Lineage: Eukaryota; Metazoa; Chordata; Aves; Passeriformes; Passerellidae. The record is from RefSeq and is a predicted model, not a curated record.